Eriocheir sinensis (Chinese mitten crab) is the source of this 498-nucleotide messenger RNA. RefSeq names its product 60S ribosomal protein L44-like (gene RpL36A). The transcript is spliced from 4 exons. Gene Ontology annotation, biological process: translation. The coding region runs from base 149 to 463 and encodes 104 amino acids. Gene Ontology annotation, molecular function: structural constituent of ribosome. Lineage: Eukaryota; Metazoa; Arthropoda; Malacostraca; Decapoda; Varunidae. The record is from RefSeq and is a predicted model, not a curated record. Gene Ontology annotation, cellular component: ribosome; cytosolic large ribosomal subunit.
CAAAAUAAAAGGUGGGAGGGCGAGCGGCCUGGGACGUUUUGGGGCCGAGACUAACCUUCUUCCGGUCCUUUGCGGCUCCCUGGGAAGAGAUCGACUUGUGCUGCGCCUCGAGUCCCUUUGUAAUCCCGAGUAAUCUGCGUCUGGGAAGAUGGUGAACAUUCCCAAGACACGUAAUACCUUCUGCUGGAAGUGCAAGAAGCACCAGGCACACAAGGUGACUCAGUACAAGAAGUCCAAGGAGCGCACAUAUGCCCAGGGACGUCGGCGUUACGACAGGAAGCAGUCUGGGUAUGGUGGCCAGUCAAAGCCAAUCUUCAGGAAGAAGGCAAAGACCACCAAGAAGAUUGUGCUGAAGAUGGAAUGCAACAAAUGCAGAAUCAAGUCCCAGCUCCCUCUGAAGAGAUGCAAACACUUCGAGUUGGGUGGUGACAAGAAGAGGAAGGGUAUGAUGAUCCAGUUCUAAACUGUCACAGAGAAAGUAAAAAAAAACACCACUUA